Thyridium curvatum is the source of this 1587-nucleotide messenger RNA. RefSeq lists its product as uncharacterized. The coding region runs from base 1 to 1587 and encodes 528 amino acids. Gene Ontology annotation, cellular component: cytoplasm. The transcript has 4 exons. Lineage: Eukaryota; Fungi; Ascomycota; Sordariomycetes; Thyridiales; Thyridiaceae. Gene Ontology annotation, biological process: UDP-alpha-D-glucose metabolic process; glycogen metabolic process. Gene Ontology annotation, molecular function: UTP:glucose-1-phosphate uridylyltransferase activity. The record is from RefSeq and is a predicted model, not a curated record.
AUGGCCCAGGCAAUCAAGAGCGCCGUGCCUUCGCACCUCAAGGCCGCUCUCGGCGGUGGCAGCGACAAGCAGGACGACACCGAGUUCUCCCAGAGGCACCACGGCAAGACCCGAUCCCACAUGGCCUUCGAGAACACCUCCACAAACAUUGCUGCCGCCCAGAUGCGCAAUGCGCUGACCCAGCUCGCCGAGACCGUCGAGGACGGCAAGCAGAAGAAGCUCUUCGAGACCGAGAUGGACAACUUCUUUGCCCUCUUCCGCCGGUAUCUGAACGACAAGGCUAAGGGCAAUGCUGUUGAUUGGGACCGUAUUGCGCCGCCCGCCCAGGGCCAGGUUGUCGACUACGAAGACCUUGCCAACUCAGAGUCCGUCAACUUCCUCAACAAGCUUGCCGUCCUCAAGCUCAACGGCGGUCUUGGUACCUCCAUGGGCUGCGUCGGUCCCAAGUCCGUUAUCGAGGUCCGUGACGGCAUGUCCUUCCUGGAUCUGUCUGUCCGGCAGGUCGAGUACCUCAACCGCACCUACGGCACCAACGUCCCCUUCCUCCUCAUGAACUCCUUCAACACCGAUGACGAUACCGCGUCCAUCAUCAAGAAGUACGAGGGCCACAACGUCGACAUUCUCAGCUUCAAGCAGUCCCGUUACCCCAGGAUCUUCAAGGACAGCUUGCUGCCCGUCCCCAAGUCCUUCGGCCACUCACAAGAGGCCUGGUAUCCUCCCGGUCACGGUGACGUUUUCGAGUCUCUCUACAACUCGGGUAUUCUCGACAAGCUGAUCGAGCGCGGCAUCGAGAUCAUCUUCCUCUCCAACGUCGACAACCUGGGCGCCGUUGUGGACCUGCGCAUCCUCCAGCACAUGGUUGAGACCAACGCCGAGUACAUCAUGGAGUUGACCAACAAGACCAAGGCCGAUGUCAAGGGCGGUACCAUCAUCGACUACGAGGGCUCGGUCCGCCUGCUCGAGAUUGCGCAGGUGCCCAAGGAGCACGUCAACGAGUUCAAGUCGAUCAAGAAGUUCAAGUACUUCAACACCAACAACAUCUGGAUGAACGUCAACGCCAUUAAGCGUGUCGUCGAGAAUAACGAGCUCGAGAUGGAGAUCAUCCCCAACGGCAAGACCAUCCCCGGCGACAAGAAGGGCGAGUCGGACAUCUCCAUCAUCCAGCUCGAGACGGCCGUCGGCGCCGCCAUCCGCCACUUCCGCAACGCGCACGGCGUCAACGUGCCCCGCCGGCGCUUCCUGCCCGUCAAGACGUGCUCGGACCUGAUGCUCGUCAAGUCGGACCUGUACACGGUCAAGCACGGCCAGCUGCAGAUGAGCGCCAACCGCUUCGGCGACGCGCCCCUCAUCAAGCUGGGCACCGACUUCAAGAAGGUCUCGGACUUCCAGAAGCGCAUCCCCUCCAUCCCCAAGAUCAUCGAGCUCGACCACCUGACCAUCACGGGCGCCGUCAACCUGGGCCGCGGCGUCACCCUCAAGGGCACCGUCAUCAUCGUCGCCACCGAGGGCAGCACGAUCGACGUCCCGCCCGGAUCCAUCCUCGAGAACGUGGUUGUCCAGGGUAGUCUGCGUCUGCUCGAGCAUUAA